CCGAGCCGAGCUGAGCUGAGCUGAACCAGUCCCACUGUCAGACAGGAGGCGCUCAGGAAUGACCUCUUAGCGCAUCUUUUAAUAAAGAAAAAAAAAAACGUUUUUUUUUUUUUUUCUUCUGUCUGAAAGGUUGAUCUCAUCCAAAUCGUGGACUCUACAGUUAUGAGGACCGAUGUUUGCAUCUGGCAGCUGCUUCUAAUCAGCCACACAGUUCUGGCAGUGGAACCGGUGGCCCAAGGCGUGGAGCAGAUCCCUGAAGAUAUGAACUGGUCCUACUCAGGUAGCCUGAACCAGCAGAUCUGGGGGAAGAGUUACCCGUCCUGUAAUGGUGCCCGGCAGUCUCCCGUGGACAUCAAUGAGAUGUUUACCCAAGUCAGGAUGCAGUUCCAGAACCUACAGCUAGAGGGCUGGCACAUACCGACUUCAGAGUCUACAACCAUCCAGAACAACGGGAAGACGGUGUCCAUCAAUAUAAAUGGAGACUUCUAUGUAACUGGAGGAGGCCUGAGCUCCAGGUUUCUUGUAUCGAGGCUUAGCUUCCAUUGGGGGCGCUGCAAUGCAUCAUCAGCUGGGUCUGAACACAGCCUCAACGGGAUGAAAUAUCCUCUGGAAAUGCAGAUCUACUGCUACAAUCCCAAUGAGUUUCAAAGUUUAGAUGAUGCAAUUGAGAAAGGAGGAAGAGUUGCUGCCUUGGCUGUUCUCUUUGAGGUAAGCCAGGAGGACAAUGAGAACUUCAGUCCUAUUGUAGAAGCCAUCAGUGGUGUGAGCAGAUUUGGUAAAAGUGGAUCAGUGGGGGCUUUCACCCUGAGGUCCCUGCUGCCCAACAUCACUGAUAAGUUCUACAUCUAUAACGGCUCGCUGACCACUCCUCCCUGCUCUGAAUCUGUGGAAUGGAUCGUCUUUAAACACACCGUGGCCAUAUCAGAUGCUCAGCUGGAGGUUUUUUGUGAUGUGAUGACCAUGGAGCAGGCCGGAUACGUGGUGCUCGCCGAUUACCUGCAGAACAACUUCAGGGAGCAGCAGCAGUUUAUGGGUCAGGUCUUUGCCUCCUACACAGGAGAGGAGGAUGUUCCCACACCCACGUGCAGCUCAGAGCCACAAAACGUCCAGGCUGACGCUCAGAACGACACCACCAUCGUGGUGACGUGGGAGCGUCCCCGCGCGGUUUUCGACACCACCAUCGACUGGUAUACCGUCACCUACGAGAGGCUGCAGGGCAGAGAUCAGAUCAAACAGGAGUACAGGACAGAUGGAGACCAAGAUGUGGGGGCCAUUAUCUCCAGUCUGCUGGCUAACAGCAGCUACGUGGUUCAGGUGGUGGCUAUCUGCACCAAUGGCCUCAAAGGACGAUGGAGCGAUCAGAUUAUAGUCGACAUGCCGUUAGAAGACCCUGAGAGCGAUCAGCCCCCUGACACUGUAGCAAAGGAAGCUGAAAGUCACAGGGAGGCUUUAGAUGUAGCUAUAUUGAAGAGGCCAGAGAACAAGAAUAACCUGGAUUUGGCUUCUGAAGAUGAUAUUCCAGAGGAGGAAAUCCCAGCUGAUCAGACAAGAGUUUACCAGAUCCAACCUACCCAACACCAAAGACAGCCCACGGAUCAAACAGAAGCAAACCAGCAAAUUCCAGUCCAGACUGGUGAACAAUUAACCCCAAAAACCCCAUCUGAAUCUGUGGAUUUACAAAAGGCUGAACCGGAUGAGAAAGUAGGAGAGAAAACCAAGAGUCCAAACAGGAUGACCCCUCCAGGUCGCAGUCAGAACUGGAUAGAGGAUGAUCAGCUGAUCCCGGCAAACCCGCCUUUUACAAGACCAAACUUUGACAGCACCAGUGCAAUUUGGGUUAACCGGAUAACCGAGGAGCCAGGACUUCUGUUUCCGGUUGCUCGGACAACGAUGGCACCACCGAAUCGUCGGCAUAUGACAGAAGAGGCGUCGUUGUCGGUUCCACCUCAGUAUGUGGGUCUGUAUCCACCACAGCCAACAGAUCAAGACCUGUCAGAAAAAGAAGGCGAAAAUACCCCCUCUAAGUUUGACCUGUCCACCCCUCCAAUGAGGGACACCCAGGUCACAGAUAUCUUCUAUGAAGACACAGUCACCAGCUCUCCACUGGAAAUCACCAACUUCCCUCCUACAGUAUCUGUUCCUGUGGUGCCCGGUACUGAAGUGCACAGAGACUCCCGAAUAAACCCUGAAGAUCGAGGAUCUGGUGUAAACAAACCUCUUCGAAAACCCAUCAGCUCAUUUUCAGCCACGUCCAACUCGGAAUGGAUAACGGAGAAUGUAGCGACAGCAGGAAACACCCUGUCCGACUCACUCUAUAAAUCCUUCACCACCUCGUCUUUGCUCAGAGGGCUGAUGCACACCACUCAGCCCCUGUUCAAUGCAAAUACCCCAAUAUCCAGGUCUGAGGAUUCAACGGCUGCUUCAGACUCCUCCAGCCAUCUUACAGAGACAACCAUAAAAGCCAUGCUCUCUGUCCAUGAUGGAUUCAGUUCAGCAUCUUUACCCCUGAAAACUCUCCCUCAAUCUACCAACACUUCCCAUCUCAUGUUCUCUGAGAAGAACUCAUUAAACCCUUCGCCCCAGGAUGGAGAAAAACAACAGAUCUUUACUAGCUCGACUUAUGACGAUCCUCUUAAUACCACUAACUCUGUUUUUUUACUCUCUAAUAAUCUAUCCGCUAUUGCCCAGCUAUCGAAAGCAAACCAGCUUGAGGAAAACAGUUUAAACACCUCUCAGAUUGACAGCAAGCAACAAGAAAUUGCUGAAUUCUUAGGGCAGUUAGAUAAGAAUGAAGAUGGAUCUAGUGCAGAAACAGAUGGGGGUGAUGUUUAUGGUCAUUUUAACAUGUCUUUACUUGAAUUAAGGGGUUUGGUUUUAACAGAGGAGAGUGGAUCAGGCUCUGGUGAUGACAGCAGCGGAGAAUCUGAUACUUUUUCCACAUUUAUAAGUUCAGCUUUGAGCUUAAGCACGGAUGAUACUCCAGGAAAGGGCAUAGUGCCAGAAAGGACGAUAUCUGCUGCAAGAGAUGAAGGCGGGAUCAGUCGUAAAAGGUGUAAAGAGAAGAAAAAUGAGAUAAGUAUUGAAGAAAAUGAAGGCAAGGCCAAAGAUGAACGGGAAAUCAAGGUAGAGGGUGGGAGUGGGGCUGAAGAUGGCAGUGGUUCUGGAGAACAAGCAGCUGUUAUUGGAAACUUAAAUCUAGAGCAGGUUGGUGGUGAUCAGGAACCCUUCAAAGCUCGACCUGAAAACAAACAAACGUCUCAGAGAAAUGGAAAACUCCAGCUAACAAUCUACAGUCAGCUAACAUCUAGGGAAACUGCACCUACACCAGACCAAGCACGAUUUAUGACCAGCGAUGAGAAUCCUUACGUUGGCGGUCAUGAAGAGGACCGUGAAGGAGGAUCUGGUUAUGUUACUGAAGACGCUUUCUCAAACACAGCUGGUUCCCUUCAUGCUGCAGAGAGCUCUGUGUCAGAGCUCGGAUUCACUGACAACCCCCAAGGAAAACAGGAACAGACCGAAGAGGGCAGCAACAGCAGCCAUGAGUCCCGGAUCGGGUUGGUCGAAGGUGUGGAGAAGGACAAAAGGACGGUGGUCCCUCUGGCUGUUGUCUCCACUCUCACCGCUCUUUGUCUGCUGGUACUAGUGGGUAUACUCAUCUACUGGAGAAACUGUUUCCAGACUGCUAACUUCUACCCGGAUGACCCCGCAUCACCUAAAGUCCUCUCCGUUCCCUCCACGCCCCUGCUGCUUGCUGCAGAUUGCCACGAGCCGCUGACUAUAAAGCAGUUUGUCAAGCAUGUCCUGGAGCUCCACAGCACCAACACCUUCUCCAAGGAGUUUGAGAUUGUGAAAGAGUCGUUUGAGGAGGUGCAGGCGUGUACAGUCGACAUGGGCAUCACUGCCGACAGCUCGAAUCACCCCGACAACAAAAGCAAGAACCGCUACAUUAACAUACUGGCCUACGACCACAGCAGAGUGAAGCUCUCCAACAGUUUGGAUAAAGAUGGAAAAUGUGGGGACUACAUUAACGCUAACUACGUUGACGGUUAUGAGCGAACGAGGGCAUACAUCGCAGCUCAGGGCCCCCUGAAAGCAAGCAGAGAGGAUUUCUGGAGGAUGAUCUGGCAGCAGAAUGUUGGCGUUAUUGUCAUGAUCACCAAUCUGAAGGAGAAAGGACGCACAAAAUGCGACCAGUAUUGGCCAGAAGAGAACCAAGAGGAAUACGGUUCCUACCAAGUGACUAUGAGAAGCACCAAGACUCUAGCCUACUACACACUGCGGACGUUCUCAGUCAGGGACACAGCGAAUAAGAUGCCACAAAAGAAAGUUGAACACACAGUCCUGCAUUUCCACUACACCCAGUGGCCAGACAUGGGCGUCCCAGAGUACACCCUACCUGUGCUGUCCUUCAUCAGAGCGUCGUCUCAGGCCCGAACGCAGGAGAUGGGCCCCGUUCUGGUGCAUUGCAGCGCUGGUGUGGGAAGAACAGGAACCUACAUUGUGAUUGACAGCAUGAUGCAGCAAAUUCAGGAUCAGGGAACUGUGAAUGUUUUGGGCUUCCUGAAACACGUCCGGACACAGAGGAACUUCCUGGUUCAGACGGAGGAGCAGUACGUUUUCAUCCAUGAUGCUCUGGUGGAGGCCAUCCUCAGCCGGGAUACAUCGGUCACCGCGGACCUUCUCCACGGUUACGUCUCUAAUCUCCUCAUUCCAAGCGCCACAGGGAGAACGCGCAUGGACAAACAGUUUAAGCUGAUUAGUCAGCGUCAGGCUAAGCAUGCAGACUACAGCACUGCCCUGAAGGACGGCAACGCUGAGAGAAACAGAGCGAGAGCGCUGAUGCCUGUUGAGAGAUCGAGGGUUUCUCUGACGGCUUCAGACACCAACUCCACCGGCUACAUCAAUGCCUCCUAUGUUAUGGGACACCACUGCUGUAGAGAGUUCAUAGUGAGUCAGACUCCUCUGAGCAGCACAGUGGAAGAUUUCUGGAGAAUGAUCUGGGAGCACAGCACCAACACGGUCGUCUGUCUGCAGGACUCACACAGUCAGAAUGAAAAGAGGGAUUGCAGCGUCUACUGGCCCAGUAAAGACCUGCCGAUGAGCUUUGAUGGUUUCACCGUGUCGCACACAGGGGAGGAGCUUGUCCACCUGACCAACGAUGAGAAACUUCUUGUGCAGGAUUUUACGAUGCAGUCUACUCAGAAUGAUUGCAUCUUGCUCGUUCGUCAGUUCAGACCCCCCUGCUGGCCUAAUCCAGACAGUCCCAUCAGGAACAGUUUUGACCUCAUCGGCGUGGUCACAGAGCGCUGCAGACACACACGGGAACCUGUGGUCGUACACGAUCCUUUGGGGGGAGUUACAUCGGGGCUUUUCUGCGCUCUCACCACCCUUUUCAACCAGUUAGAGGAGGAGGGAGCGGUGGACGUCUACAUGGUGGCACGGAUGACAAACCUCAUGAGACCUGGGGUUUUUAAUGACAUUGAGCAGUACCAGUAUCUCUAUAGAGCCAUGCUGAGCCUGGUGAGCAGCCAGGAGGACCAGAGAGCCCUGCAGAGUCCAGAGACUAACGGGUCUGUACCACUGGGACAGUCCAACACCACAGAGAGCCUGGAGUCGCUCAUGUAGACCCACUCAAAGUCUCACUCCAUGUGAAGGAACGUGUUGUCAGUUCAUGGCUGCAGAAAAUGAGCAUCAUCAGGCUUUAAUGUCCUGUACGCUCUUCACCCAACUUAACCAAUCAUUAUCGUUCUAAAACAGAGCAGGGAGGCUGAAACGCUCCUGCUGCUCCACUCUGGGAGGCUGUUUGCUAUUUAAAGGCUGUUUCCUGGCAUACUUUAACAGAUCUGUCAGCUUAGAAAGGACAGGAUCAUUAUUAGAUACUGCCUCUAAAACCACCACUUGUUUAUGUUUUGGUUAGGUUUAUGUCAUGAAAGCAGCAGAACAAAUGUCCGGUUAUGAUGGAAAAAACUCUUUAAAGUACAUUUUAUCCGAACUUCCUGUCACUUCUAUUGUUUUAAAAACUAUUAGUUCUUCUUAUGCACCCCGCUUGGGAUAAGAGGACAGAAAAUGGAUGGAUGGGUGGAUAGUUCUUCAUAUGCUUUGAUACAAACAACUAAACAUCAGAUUAAACUCCAACAUAUAUUAGAUCCAAUCCGUCUAUCAUUUGUUCAUUUGUUUUUCAAACUGAACCAAUGAAAAAACAAGAAACUGUCUUU
Cyprinodon variegatus (sheepshead minnow) is the source of this 6215-nucleotide messenger RNA. It is a transcript of the gene ptprz1b, whose product is annotated as receptor-type tyrosine-protein phosphatase zeta-like. Lineage: Eukaryota; Metazoa; Chordata; Actinopteri; Cyprinodontiformes; Cyprinodontidae. Gene Ontology annotation, molecular function: protein binding; protein tyrosine phosphatase activity. The transcript is spliced from 33 exons. The record is from RefSeq and is a predicted model, not a curated record. Gene Ontology annotation, biological process: peptidyl-tyrosine dephosphorylation. The coding region runs from base 163 to 5625 and encodes 1820 amino acids.